Messenger RNA from Leguminivora glycinivorella, 1634 nucleotides. RefSeq lists its product as uncharacterized. The record is from RefSeq and is a predicted model, not a curated record. The coding region runs from base 108 to 905 and encodes 265 amino acids. NCBI's taxonomy places the organism in Eukaryota, Metazoa, Arthropoda, Insecta, Lepidoptera, Tortricidae. The transcript is spliced from 8 exons.
CCGCGGGCCAGCGAGUCCGCGACGGGCGCCCGCGACGGGCGCACGCCUAACUUAGCGCUACCAGUAUAAUUUUGGUUCACAGUGUGUACAGACGUAUCCGCUAGAUAAUGGUUUUUUUAAUAAUUUAUUAUAUGGCGAAAAAACGUCGGCAGAAACAGAAACGUCGACAGAUCUCCGUGUUCCUGAAAAAUAGAAAUAAAAGAAGCAAACAUGAAGGGGUCACAAUUGCAUUAGCUUUCCUGCUGGCAGGCAUCAGUGCCGUGCCCAGUGACAAAGGUCUAGGCCUCGAACCCGUCAUCAGAUCUGGAAACGAGAGGCUGGUCACUGGCAACAUCGUGAGCGCCAUCGAAGACUUCGCUCAGUCCAUCCGCGAUGCUGGCUUGGACCCGCUUUACAUUGUGCGGGAAUCCCGCGACUAUGCCCUGCCUGUGCCUUCCAUUUUCAACCUAAAGUCCUCGCUGCUGAACUUCCACUUCAGGGGUCUCAGCAACAUCGUGAUCAACAGGAUGAACUAUGCCUUGGUGACCUCUAGGCUGACCUUCAAUAUUGAACUGCCCGAAAUUGAUACUUGGAUUGGUAUGGCUGAGUGGGAUGUGAAACUCUUUGACAGACGAAUCCACGGCAGCAUCAGUGGAGGACUCACUGUGAAGAACAUCGUGAUCUCCGGUGACGUCCGUGUCAAUGUGGGAAUCAUCAGCGGCAUCAGCAUCAGGAGCAUGGACAUUCAAUUAAGCUUGGGAGGCAUUGCUUCCCAUUUGAACGUGGUGUUGCAAGGCAAUAAUGUUUCUCGUAAUAUCAACAACUAUUUGGGGAACACUAUUCCUGGGACUCUUAAAGCUUAUGAGAGAGACAUCAAUCAGCUGAUAACUAUCAUCGCCAGGGAAGUCGUCGAGCAAAAUUUGUAAAAAAAUACGUUAACCAAGUAAUAUUUUAAGUGCGGUUGUAUUUUAUAACGGUAAAAGUUAAUUUAUUAACUCUAAUAUAUUAUUUAUUAAUUUAUUUAUGUUUUGUUUUUAUUAAUGUACUUACUUACUUACUCUGUUGGCUCAGUGCCCCAAAAUGAGACUCGGCCUCUUGUCUCUUUUUUUUCAGUACGUUUAUAUAGACUAAAUAAGUAGUAGACCUUUAUACUAUACUCGUAAUUACAGCAACACAAAAUUGUUUUGACAUCAAAUGUUUUCUUUUUGUAACUUUUCAGUAAUUUUUACCUACCCAUGUUUUGUUUUUCAAAAUAUAACUGUUAGAGCUAAGUAAGUUUUGAUUUUAUAAAAAACGCAUAAAUUGUUACGCAACCAAAAGUAGGUACACAACUUUAUCAUAGAAAUACCUAAAAAAUAUUUAUCAUCUUAUCGAUUUUUUUCUUAUAAAGUAGUGUUAUUAAAUGUAUAACGUUAACAAGAAGAAAAUCUCUUUUAUAUAGGGGGAACUAGCGCCCCGCCCCGGCUUCACAGGGGUAUGUAAUACAUAUAAAUGUUCCUCUUAAAUGACUAGAUCUAUUUGAAAAUAAACGCAUCAAAAUCCGUUGCGUAGUUUUAAAGAUGAAAACAUAUAUAGGUCGGAAGUGAUUUUGUUUUGUACUAUGUAGCGGUUCCAAAUAUGUCCUUACUCUUAAAUAAAAUGUAUAUAUAAAAUGA